Lagenorhynchus albirostris (white-beaked dolphin) is the source of this 7998-nucleotide messenger RNA. It is a transcript of the gene EIF2AK2, whose product is annotated as eukaryotic translation initiation factor 2 alpha kinase 2. The record is from RefSeq and is a predicted model, not a curated record. The transcript has 18 exons. Gene Ontology annotation, biological process: protein phosphorylation. Gene Ontology annotation, molecular function: ATP binding; double-stranded RNA binding; protein kinase activity. NCBI's taxonomy places the organism in Eukaryota, Metazoa, Chordata, Mammalia, Artiodactyla, Delphinidae. The coding region runs from base 194 to 1819 and encodes 541 amino acids.
GCCGCAGCUCGCGUCCCCAGCCCGGUACUGGACUCUGUGGAAUGCAGGUAGGGGCUUGAUUUGUCUUGUACACAUCUGUAUACCCCGCAUCAGAACAGUGCCUGACACUUACUAAGCAUUUACCGAAUGAAUGAAGAAAGAAUGCAAAGAAAACAGCAGAUGAAGAAAAGGGAGACGGUUACUGUAGGAAAAAAUGGCCAGUGGUCGUUCACCAUGUUUCUAUAUAGAAGAACUUAAUAAGUACCAACAAAGGAACACUGCAGUACUUAAGUACUGUGAACUAUCUAAGACAGGACCUCCACAUAACUUAAGGUUUACCUAUCAAGUUAUAAUAGAUGGCAGAGAAUUUCCAAAGGCUGAAGGUAGAUCAAAGAAGGAAGCCAGAAAUGCUGCAGCCAAAUUAGCUUUUGAAAUAAUUAGUAAAGAACAGAAGGCCGCUAGUCCUUCAUCACUGCAGACAGGAGAUCCUUCAGAAGUACCACCCAUUGAGAAUUACAUAGGCCGUGUUAAUACGAUUGCCCAGAAGAAAAACCUAUCUGUAAUUUAUGAAGAAUGUGAAUCGAGGGACAGUGGGCCCGAUAAAUUUCAUUAUAAAUGCAAAAUUGGACAGAAUGAAUAUGGUAUUGGUAUAGGUUCCACUAAACAGGAGGCAAAACAAUUGGCUGCUAAACUGGCUUAUGAAAAGAUACAGUCAGAAAAUUUAAUGAAAGCUGACGCAUCCUCUGGUUGUUUCAAUACUGUGUGUGGUGAUGUCCAAAGCAACUCUUCAGCGACAAACACAUCUGCUUCUGAAUCACCAUCUGAAAAUGACUUCUCAACAAGUGAAGCGGAAAGCAAUGAUAACAGUGACGCAGUAGACAAGUCUUUCCAAUCUCCAGAGAACAGUUCCAGAAAUAAUCCCAGAAAGGUGAAGAGAUCUUUGGCACCUAGAUUUGACUCUCCUGUGAAGAGGGAAGAAAAAGAAAGAAUGUAUACUGUGGACUCCAGGUUUAUCAGAUAUUUUACAGAAAUAACACCAAUUGGCGAAGGUGGAUUUGGCCAAGUUUUCAAAGCCAAACACAAAAUUGACGAGAAGACUUAUGUUAUUAAAUGUGUUAAAUAUAAUAACGAGAAGGUAGAGCGUGAAGUGAAAGCUUUGGCAAUGCUUGAUCAUGCAAAUAUCGUUCACUACCACAGUUGUUGGGAUGGGCUUGAUUACGAUCCUGAGCAAAGCAUAAAUUCUUCAAGAUCAAAGACUAGGUGCCUUUUCAUCCAAAUGGAAUACUGUGAUAAAGGGACAUUGAAGCAAUGGAUUGACAGUAGAAGAGGCAAGGAACAAGACAAACGUUUGGCUUUGGUAUUCUUUGAACAAAUAACAGAAGGAGUGCAUUACAUACAUUCAAAACAGUUAAUUCAUAGAGACCUUAAGCCAUGUAAUAUAUUUUUAGUAGAGACGAACCAAAUAAAGAUUGGAGACUUUGGACUUGUAACAUACCUGAAAAAUGAUGAAGCGCGGACAAGUAAACAGGGAACUAGGCUAUACAUGAGCCCAGAACAGAUUGCUUGUAUAGAAGACUAUGGAAAUGAAGUGGACAUCUUUGCUCUGGGACUAAUUCUUGCAGAACUUCUUCACAUAUGUUCCACUGAGAUAGAAACAAUGAAGAUUCUUAAAGGUCUAAGGGAUGGCACCUUCUCAGAUGUAUUUGACAACAAAGAAAAAAAUCUUCUACAGAAAUUACUCUCAAAGGAUCCCAAGAAACGACCUAACACAUUGAAAAUACUGAAGACUUUGAAGGAGUGGAGUAAUAUUGCAGAGAAAAAGAAAUGGAAUACAUGUUAGAUACUUAAAAAAUAAAUAAAAAGUAUCCUCAGGCUUCCCUGGUGGCGCAGUGGUUAAGAAUCCGCGUGCCAAUGCAGGGGACACGGGUUCAAGCCCUGGUCCGGGAAGAUCCCACAUGCCGUGGAGCUACUAAGCCCAUGCGCCACAACUACUGAGGCUGAGCUAUAGAGCCCGCAAGCCACAACUACUGAGCCCGCGUGCCACAACUACUGAAGCCCACGUGCCUAGAGCCCAAGUCCCUCAACAAGAGAAGCCACCACAAUGAGAAGCCCAUGCACCGCAAUGAAGAGUAUCCCCCGCUCGCUACAACUAGAGAAAGCCUGCACACAGCAACAAAGACCCAACGCGGCCAAAAUUAAAUAAAUUAAAAAAAAAAGUACCCUCUUAUCAGAGGAGGAGAGGGGCAAAGGCCAGGGACCUUAUUUGCUAAUUAAAACAUACAUACAUGCAGAGAUUUUGAAGAGCUAUUGUGACCUAGCUGCUUCACUAGAAACAGAACUUCUAGGAAAUUUUUAUUACUAACCACACAUAUAUUUUUUAUUAAAUGUGCACAUAUUUAACAUAGGUACAUAUAUAUGUAGCUUACUCAGAGCAUGUAUGUUAUUUGUGUUAGGUAUAUUUAGUAUAAAUACACAUAUAAAGUGUGUGUGUUUGUGUGUAUGGCCAGCUAUAUAAUUUGUGGGACCCAAUGCAAAAUGAAAAUGUGAGGCCCUUGUUCAAAAAUUAACAUGGCGCCUUAUGCAACCACACAGGUUGCGUGUCUAUGAAGUCAGACUUGCGUGUACAUACACAUGUGUAUACACACAUAUAUACAUACAUGCACACCUAUGUAUGAAAUGUUUAGAAGUCUAAAAGCAAGCUUUUCCCAGACUCCAUCAUCCAGUGUACCUACCUGAGAGAGAAACUCAUAGCAUCUAUUUCCCACUUGAGUGUUCAGCAUAGCUUGAGGUUCUUGGCAUGCUAACUUUUUCAUUAUGAAUGUGGAAUGAUUUCAAUAUUAUUCAUAUUUUAAUACGUUUUUGUGUUAAAACAUACACAAAAACAGAGACUAGAAUAAUGAUACUCUGUGUACUCAUUACCCAGCUUCAACAGCUAUCAAUAUUCUGUCUUUCCUGUUUCAUUUACCCCUCCUUUUAAAAAAUGUCUUUUGCUGGAGGAUUUUAAAUUUCAGGCAUUGUAUCAUUUCACUUGUAAAUACUUAAAGAUGUAUUUCUAACAGAUCUUUUUAAUUUUAACCAAACCACAUCAUUGUCACUCAACAAAUUAAUAAGAUUUUCUUAACUAUCAUGUAAUAAUCAGCCUGUACUGAGUUUUCGUAUGUCAAAAAUGUCUUUCUGUAGAUUGUUUAAGUCAGGAUCCAACAUUUCAUUUAGUUGGUAUGUCUCUUUUACUCUAUAACAUCCACCUCGUUUUUAACUUCUUUCCUCUUGCCAUUUAUUUGAGGAAGGAGUAGGUCACAUAUCCUACAGAAUUUCCUUCACUUAGGAUUUGGCUGAUGGUAUCCCCAUGGUGUCUAGUUAGAUCUAGAAACUUGAUUUGAUUCUGUUCUGAAAUUUUUUUCUGAGAAUACUCCUAGGUGAUACUAUAUACCUUCUUUUGCUUCACUUCAGGAGGAACAUGAUGUCUGGUUGUUCUGCUUUCGGUGAUUUUAAGUUUGGUCGGUGGCUUGUGGUGGUGUCAUCUACUAUGAUCAGUCUUCCUUGUCAAUCUUUCACCUAAUGGUGUUAGCAGCCAUUGAUGAUUAUUGCCUGGAUCCAUUAUUUCAUUAGGGGUUGCAAAAUAGUGAUUUUUGGAUUCUAUCAAACCUCUCACAUUUAUCAUCUGUGAUUCUUCUAUGAAGAACUUUCCCUAAAGUUGAAUGGGACAGAUGGGAUAAAUAUUUAUUAAUUUUUAGAAUGAAGUGGCAUCCCAGUAACGUCCAAAGGUGACAAAGAGGUUUUUUUUUUUUUAGGCAGGAGUGUGAUCCAACCUAUACUUUGAAAGUGUUCAGACUGGGUUGGAGCAGGAAAAGACUAUAUUUGAAAGGUCAGAAGUCCGAGAGGCUAAGAGGGCCUGAACAAUGGGAGGGGACAGAACCAAGAGGAGCUGGCAACUGACUGGAUGUGAGGAUUUAGGGAAAUGUAAGCAUCAGAGAUUACCUCUAGGUUGGUUGGAUGGUGAGUGCCAGGAGUAUGAUGCCAUUAAAGAAGGUACAAAUCUCAAUCAAAUUAACCCCGUCAAAGAGCCAUGCAUAUUUCAGAGAUAUUUUGUCUCACACAGUUUUUAGUUAGAAUUUAAGCCAAUAGUGGGGCUGCUUUUCACAUGUCAACAAGGUGAGGGGGAGCAGAUUUGGGAGGUAAAACACUAGAUCUCAUUUGGAGAUGCCAAGUUGGAGGUACUGCCAUAAAUUCAGGGGAGGGUGAAGAGCAGACUCUAGGAAAUGCAGGAGAGGAACUUGAGAGAAGGGAUGAACUGGAAUCAUACACAGAAGAGAUGUGUAUGUUAUCUGGAGGUAAGCCCUGAUGCUUAACUUUGAAUCCAAGGGAUUGCCCAGGGAGAGAUUACAUAGAGGAGAGGGCUCAGAAACAAAAGCACAGCAGACACCUCCAUUUAGAUAUUUACUCUUUAUAUCAUGUCAGUCCACUCCCUACGUCUGUGACCGUGAGCUAUCCCAGUCACGACAUGUCUUCAGGAUGGUCACAGAUGCAGGGACUACAGUUGAUAGAUGUACAGAGGCCCCACUGUUGGCUUACACUCUGACUAAAAACCGUGUAAUGGGUGAAACUCUGAGGCAAAUCAGAUAUCUCUCAAAUAUGUGUGGCUCUUGAGGGGUCAGUUUGAUUGAGACCUGUAUUGGUUUUCUAGGGCUGCUGUAACCAGUGACCACAAAACUGAUGACUGAAAGUGACACACAUUUAUUCUCUUACAGUUCAGGAGGCCUGAAGUCUGAAAUGGGUUUCACUGGGCUCAAGUCAAAGUGUUGGCAGGGCUGUGCUCCUCUGGGGGCUCCCGUUCUGCAUCUCACAUUCAGCAUUACCUGAAUAGGCCCCAGCCACACAGGUCUGUUCAGGGUCACCUCAAUAGGCUUUUGUGCUCAGUGGCACUCGGCUAUGGUUUCUACCUGAAAUUCCCUUCAAUCUUUUUUUUAAGUAACAGCUUUAUUGAGACAUAAUUCACAUACCAUAAAAUUCACCCCAUUUAAAGUAUACAGUUCAAUGGUGUUUAGUAUAUUCAGAGUUGUGCAACCAUCACCACAAUCAAUUUUUAAACAUUUUUGUCACUCCAAAAAGAAACCCUGUACCCAUUAGCAGCCAUUCCUCAUCUUCCUCCAACUCUAGGCAACCACCAAUCUACUUUCUAUCUCCAUAGACUUGCCUAUUCUGGACAUUUUGUGUAAAUGGAAUCAUACAGUAUGUGGUCUUUUUCACUUAGUAUGUUUUCAUCUGUGGUAUAGCAUGGAUGGAAAUUCCUUUCCCUUUUAUUGCCAAAUGAUAUUCAGUUAUAUGGAUAUAUCACAUUUAAUUCACCUAUUCAUCAGCUGAUGGACAUUUAGGUUUCUACUUUCUGGCUAGUAUGAAUAAUGUUGCAAUGAAUAUUGGUGUAUGAGUUUUAUCUGGACACGGUUCCAUUUCUCUUGGGUAUAACUUAAGAGUGGAAAUGCUGGGUCAUAUUGUAACGCCUUCCUCAUAACUGCAUAUCAAAGUUAUGCUGAAAGCCCAAAUUCAGUGCUGCUACCAUAGUGUUCUACCAUCUCCCACUCGGAAUGAAACUUCUCCCUAAUACUUCAGUUAUUUAGUUCUUCAGCAUUGUACCUACCAGUUUGCUUUGGAGCUCAGUUAUUCCUGCAUGGGUGUUUCCCUCCUUGUAAAUUUCUGGAAAGCAGGGACAGGCUCUCUCAUUUUGAUUUGCCCCAAGGCAGCAAGUGUAUUACCCUGCAUUUAAGCAGGAACUCUAUAAGUGCUUUUGAAUUAGUAGGGAAUAAAAGUGUUAAGAAUUUCAUAUACUUGAUCCUGCAAAAUGUGUCUAAUACUAAAUAAUAAUAAUGUUCACUGUAAAAUUUCAACAAUUAAAUGUUGAUAAAUAACAAAGUAAAGGUGGGUAUGGUAAACCAAUUUAGUAUAUUAAAGUCUAUUUAUUUUGAAUUUUAAAAGCUCCAGUAUUUUGGGUUUAUAAGUAGGAAAAUGAAACAUUUUAGAAAUUCUAGAUAGGACUCUGAAAAUAAACAUAGUACAAUAUAAACAAAAGUAAAUGACAACAAGUAAAUUUCUGGCCUCUGGCCUGGAAAUGCAGACCACAACUCUGGUGGACUUAUGGGUUCCAUCAAGGUUAUUCCUACAUUCACAGCAUAUUUGUUCACAGACAUAUUCAAAAUACUCUAGGCCACUGGGCAGGUUGCCCUACAGUCAGUAAGAGGAGAAAAGGAAGCCAGUUCCUAACUCCAUUCUGUCUGAAAUUAUCCACAUGGCGUUGGGUCUGUCCAAAUGAAUGUUGGUUUGUUGGCUGAAAUGACAGGAAAGGAUGUGACUAUAAUUCCAAGAAGAAGAUAUACUUUGUUUUAGCUGUUAAUACAAUGUUACGAUUUUUUUAAAUGGAAAAAGUAACUAUCAGUUUUAUCCAACUAUAUAAGCUCCAAUAUUUUAUAUAUGUAUUUAUAGUCAUAAAACUCAUAAUUCAGUUUCUAGAUGAAGAACUGAGGCCCAGAAGUUAACUACGUUUUCAAGCUCUGCUGCAUUUUAUUUAUUUAUUUGAUUGCAUGGGGUCUUAGUUGAGGCAGGCAGCUUCCUUAGUUGUGGCAUGUGAACUCUCAGUUGCGGCAUGUGUGUGUUAUCUAGUUCCCUGUCCAGGGCUCUAACCCCGGGCCCCUGUAUUGGGAGCGUGGAGUCUUAUCCACUGUGCCACCAGGAAGUCCCUCUGCUGCAUUUUAGAAUCAAGGGUAGUGAUACACAGGCCACAGUGACCAAUUACAUCAGAAUCUCUGGAGGUGGGACCUUUGUAAUAUCAUGUUUUUUAAAGCUCCCCAAGUUAGACUUUAGAACAAGUGAACUAGGUCAAAUUAGGUCAGAGGCUAAUACAACUCAUACCAUUGAUUAUCUUAAUUUGGGCAAGUGUAGGUUAGCUUCUGCUAUGUUGUCAGGUAUGCUGUUUAUAAUAAAAAGAGGCUGAUCUCUUGCUCAAUGCUACUGAAAGGUGAGCUGUAAAACUGUACAGAUGAGGUCACAACUUGAUCCGAAGAACAGUCAUGCUCUAGUUUAACCUAGAGCGCUAGUUCUCAUCCACAGGUGAUAAUCAGACACAUUCUUAGAACUUUAAAAUAAAUAGAUAUCCAGAAACUAUCCUAGACUAGCUGAAUCAAGUCACUAAGGGUGGCACCUGAGCUUGUGAACUUUAAAAAAGUUCAUGAUUUUGAUGCCCAAACUUAGAUGGAGCUCUCUAGAGAUGUGCCACAUGGUAUGUCUUUAGCUAUAUCUGGUUAAAUUAUAGGGAAGCAGAACUCAGCUUAAGACAGAAAAAUAACUUUUAAAAUGACUUAGAGCUACCCAGCAAUGCAACAGUCCAUUUUAAAGCAGUGAGCUCUCUGUGACUGGAGGAAUAAAGGCAGAGGUUGGAUUAGCACCUGCUAGGAAUGUUGUCAAAGGGAUUAAGAAGUUGGAUCACCUGAUAUUUAAGGUUACUCCUAAUGAUUGUUUCUUUAGCCAAAAUGGGCAAUUGUUCACUUAUAAUGGAUAUACACAUUGCUAUAAAAACUCAACGAUUUUACGGAAUAUCAUCACUACUUUGUUUCUAAAACUGAUUAGAAUUAAGUACUAUUAAUGGAACCUUGCCUCUGACAUUACUCUUACUGAGGGGAAUACUUUUCCCCUCCUUCUCAUGCUUGCAUGAAGGGAACUUCUUGCUCCUUGGAAGAGAGAAGUGUGGGAACAAGCUCUGUGAACCUGUAUUCAUUCCGUCUCAACAGAGAGGUGUCUCAUCUGAUGAGUGAUUUUGGGAAAAGGAACUGAGCAUGUAUGGCCCCACCCCUGAGGGGUUGGUUCUCUCACCUUGAAAGCUAAUGGUCUCCUAAUGCAAAGAUGGGCUCUGUCCCUCCGAGGCAAGGUCGGCAGUUCUCUCUAACCAGGGAGAUCUCGCAGGGAGCAUGACUGGAGAACAAGUCAACUAGCUCUUUAUUUCAUUGAUAAUAAAGCUGAUAUUUUGAUCUCUAA